UUCCCCAAACCCAAAAAGAACCCAAAUCUAAAAAAGAGGGGCGGACGCAGAUUGAGAGAGAGAGAGAGAGAGAGAGAGAAUCACAUCGCGAAAUUAAGGAGACUGAUAGGGCUUUGUUUGAUUUUUAAUUACGCUUUCGAUCCAGAAAAACCCUUGCUUCGAUUCAACUGCGCAGAAGCCAAUCCUCGUACUGGGGUGCUGUCGUUUCGAUCUUGUUGUUAUCGACUAAAGCUGACAGCUUUCGAGCACACUGAUAGCUUCUUACAUCCUGUUCGGCUGUUCUGAAUAUGGAAGACCUAAAACCUUCGAAUCCUGCGACUGAAGGUGCUGUUGAUAUUGAAGCACGAUUCACAGACUUCUGCAAGAAUGGGUUAUCGUUGGACGACAACGCAUUUGCACAAGCCAUGAAGCUGUUCAAGGAAAGUAAACCCCUUCUCCUGACGAACAUGUCGGCUAUUGGAAGUGGGAUGCCUGAAGAAGUGGAGCGGUUCUGGUUUGCGUUCAUUUCUUACUCGGUCAAGAGAUUGACUGAGCAAGAUGCAGACGAUGUUAAGCCAGGGUCCGACGAAAAUAGAAUUACUUUGUGCCAGAUAUUAAGAGUCGCAAAACUGAACAUAAUGGAUUUUUUUAAAGAGCUUCCCCAAUUUGUUGUCAAGGUCGGCUCCAUCUUAAGUACCAUGUAUGGGACAGAUUGGGAAAAGAGGCUUGAGGCAAAGGAGCUGCAGACCAAUUUUGUGCACUUGAGAAUUUUAAGCAAGUACUACAAACGUGUCUACCAAGAACUCUUCUUGACAAAUGAUACAAACACUGAUAAGCAGUCAGCUCUUUCCAAUGCUAAUGGCUAUUUAUCUGACUACCAUCGGUUUGGAUGGUUGCUUUUUCUGGCACUUCGCAUCCAUGCAUUCAGUCGUUUUAAAGACUUAGUGACGUGUACAAAUGGUCUGAUAUCUGUAUUGGCAGUCUUGAUUAUUCAUGUUCCUAUUCGCCUAAGAAAUUUUACUAUCAGUGACUCUCCACGAUUUGUCAGGAAAAGUGACAAAGGUGUGGACUUGCUUGCAUCGCUUUGUAACAUUUAUAACACAUCAGAAGACGAAUUGAGGAAGACAAUGGAAAAGGCUAAUGAUUUAAUAGUUGAUAUUUUGAAGAAAAAACCGUGUCUAGCGUCAGAGUGCAAAACUGGAAACCUUGACUAUAUUGAUACAGAUGGUUUAAUUUAUUUUGAGGAUUUAAUGGAGGAAUCAUCUUUAUCAUUGAGCAUAAAUAUUUUAGAAAAGGAUUAUGAUGAUGCAAUUCGUAAUAAGGGUGAACUUGAUGAGAGGGCAUUUGUUAAUGAUGAGGAUAGCUUAUUUGGUUCUGGGAGCUUGUCUGGAGGUUCUGUGCAUUUAAAUGGUGCCAAGAGAAAAACUGAUUGGAUAGCCUCCCCAACAAAGACAAUAACGAGUCCACUCUCUCCUCAUCGUUCUCCUUCAGCAUCUCAGGCUAAUGGCAUUCUUGGUAGUGCAAACCCAAAGAUGGCUCCUACUCCUGUCAGCACGGCAAUGACAACUGCAAAAUGGCUUCGAACUGUUAUUUCUCCCCUUCCAUCAAAACCUUCACCAGCACUGGAAAGAUACCUAUCAUCAUGUGACAGGGAUGUAACUAAUGAUGUGAUACGCAGGGCUCACAUAAUACUUGAGGCCAUAUUUCCUAGUAGUGCCAUACAGAGUGCAAAUCUGAUGGACAACAUAUGGGCAGAACAAAGAAGGAUGGAAGCUCUGAAGUUGUAUUAUAGGGUUCUGGAAGCAAUGUGUAUGGCGGAAGCUCAAAUUUUGCAUGCAAAUAACCUGACCUCUUUAUUAACCAAUGAAAGAUUCCAUAGAUGUAUGCUUGCAUGUUCUGCUGAACUAGUUCUAGCAACACACAAAACUGUGACAAUGUUGUUCCCUGCGGUGUUGGAGAGAACCGGCAUUACAGCUUUUGAUCUUAGCAAGGUUAUAGAAAGUUUCAUUCGGCAUGAAGAAUCUCUUCCAAGAGAAUUGAGGCGACAUCUGAAUUCACUGGAAGAACGACUUCUGGAAAGCAUGGUGUGGGAAAAAGGUUCCUCAAUGUACAAUUCUUUGACAGUUGCUCGACCCGCUCUUUCUGCAGAGAUAAACCGUCUAGCGUUGUUAGCAGAACCGAUGCCGUCUUUGGAUGCAAUUGCAAUGCUUAUGAACAUUUCUUGUGGAGGGUUGCCUCCUGUGCCUCCUUUGCAGAAGCAUGAAGCUUCACCAGGCCAGAAUGGUGAUAUGCGAUCUCCGAAGAGAGUGUGCCUUGAACAUCGAAGUGUUUUGGUAGAGCGCAAUUCUUUUGCGUCUCCUGUAAAAGAUCGCCUUUUGGCCUUUAAUAAUGUCAAGUCAAAGCCACCACCUUUGCAGUCUGCAUUUGCUAGUCCAACACGGCCAAAUCCAGGAGGUGGAGGGGAAACAUGUGCAGAAACUGGGAUCAAUAUAUUUUUUAGUAAGAUUGUAAAGUUAGCUGCUGUCAGAAUCAAUGGCAUGGUUGAAAGGCUUCAACUGUCUCAACAGAUAAGGGAGAAUGUCUACUGUCUUGUUCAACAUAUCCUCAGUCAGCGGACUUCUCUCUUCUUUAACCGCCAUAUUGACCAGAUCAUCCUCGCUUGUUUCUAUGGAGUUGCUAAGAUAUCUCAAAUGAACCUAACAUUCAGAGAAAUCAUCUACAACUAUAGGAAGCAACCGCACUGUAAACCACAAGUUUUUCGUAGUGUGUUUGUUGAUUGGGCAUCAGCAAAUCGCAGUGGGAGAAUUGGGCAGGAGCACAUUGAUAUUAUCUCUUUUUACAACGAAAUAUUUAUUCCUGCUGUAAAGCCUCUGCUGGUGGAGCUUGGACCUGCAGGAACAGUUCAAAAACCUAAUCGAGUUCCAGAAGCUAAUAGUAAUAACGAUGGUCAAUGUCCUGGAUCACCCAAGAUAUCUCCAUUUCCAAGUCUCCCUGAUAUGUCGCCAAAGAAAGUAUCUGCAACACAUAAUGUCUAUGUUUCUCCACUGCGGUCAUCAAAGAUGGAUGCUUUAAUCUCGCAUAGCUCUAAGAGUUAUUAUGCUUGUGUGGGUGAGAGCACUCAUGCUUACCAGAGCCCUUCAAAGGAUCUAACUGCCAUUAAUAACCGUUUGAAUGGAACCCGGAAGCUCAGAGGCACGCUCAACUUUGAUGAUGUUGAUGUUGGAUUGGUUAGCGACUCUCUUGUAGCCAACAGCCUCUACAUUCAAAAUGGGAGUAGUGCAUCCUCAACAGGGGCACCUGUGAAAUCUGAACCAGAAUCCUAGUAUUUUGGCCACAACAUUCCAGUAUGUAAAUUCUAGUUUAAUUCUCUAGUUCUUUUCCAUAUUUAGAUAUAUACUCAGAAGUAGAUAACGGGGGGUUCUUGUAUGAGCGGUGAGUUAUUUGUAGAAUGGCCGCCACCACCUCUUUCAAGUGCCACUGUAUUUUAGAUCCUGAACUUGGAGCUUAUUUAAUAAAUAUCUUCUUGCUAGUGUUUAAGUC
Malania oleifera is the source of this 3519-nucleotide messenger RNA. Its product is annotated as retinoblastoma-related protein. Gene Ontology annotation, molecular function: RNA polymerase II transcription regulatory region sequence-specific DNA binding. NCBI's taxonomy places the organism in Eukaryota, Viridiplantae, Streptophyta, Magnoliopsida, Santalales, Ximeniaceae. The coding region runs from base 288 to 3302 and encodes 1004 amino acids. Gene Ontology annotation, cellular component: transcription regulator complex; chromatin; nucleus. Gene Ontology annotation, biological process: negative regulation of G1/S transition of mitotic cell cycle; regulation of transcription by RNA polymerase II; cell differentiation. The record is from RefSeq and is a predicted model, not a curated record. The transcript is spliced from 19 exons.